UGUACAAAAAAUCAACAGACCUCCAUUAACCCAAAACCCAACAAAAGCAGCGAAAAAAGAUCGAUUUCUCCAUUCUUCUUCUAGAUUCGAGAUUUUCCUGAAACGAUGAUGCUUGGUGAGCAACACCGUCCUCAUACUUCCGUUCACGUUCCUCCGUGGACGGCCGUCGACGACAAUUCCUCUGAUUUCUACAGCCCACACUCCGCCGGCGGCGAGGGCAUUGUCUCCUCCCCUGCUUCCCAUCACUACAACCCCUUCUACGUACAGGAAGCUCUGUCAGCGCUGCAGCGAUUCCUCCCCUCCAACGACACAGAUUUGCACCCGGGUCUCGACCACGACUCCCUUGUCGAAGCCUACUCCUGCGAUCACUUUAGGAUCUACGAAUUCAAGAUCCAACGGUGGGCCUAAGGCCACUCCCACGACUAGACAGAGUGCCCCUACGCUCUCCCCGGCGAGAAAGCGCGCCGGAGGGAUCAGAGGAAGUACCAUUACUCCGGCACGGCAUGCCCUGAGUUCCAAAAGGGGAACUGCAAGAAGGGCGACGGCUGCGAGUUCGCUCACGGAAUGUUCGAGUGCUGGCUCCACCCGGCCCGGUACCGCACCGAGCCGUGUAAGGACGGGACUAAUUGCAAGAGGCGGGUCUAUUUCUUUGCUCACACGCGGAGCAACUCCGGGUUCUGCCUCAGAGCCCGAGGAGUACCGAGUCGUACGAUGGAUCGCCAUUCCGCCAGGCGAUUGAGUCUUCCUGUGCUUGGACUCUACCAUUCAUGACUUCGUCGCCAGGUUCUGUCUCGCCCCCCGAGACGGACUCGCCGCCGAUGUCGCCGAUGACGACUCAGCAGACGCUGAGCCGCUCGCUGGGUUCCAACUCAAUCAACGAGAUGAUGGUGUCUCUCCGGAACUUGCAGCUGGGUAAGGUGAAAUCCCUACCUUCGGCCUGGAUUGGAGCCGGUGGCGGCGGUGGAGGGGGAUCCCGGUACAGGUCUCCUCGCGUCGGGUCGCUCCUCCGACCCGGUUUCUGCAGUGUUCCGACGACCUCGAGCGGGCUCGGGUACUCGGCCGAUUUCUGGGACAAAGUGUGCGAGGAAGAGCCAGCAAUGGAGAGGGUGGAAUCCGCGAGGGAUAUCAGGGCGAGGAUGUUCGACAAAAUUAGCAAGGAGAACAUGCUGGAGCGGGGCGGCCCGAGGCCGUAUUCGGCGGUCGGAGGUCUGGACGUGGAUUGGAUUUCGGAGCUGGUUCAGUGAUCAAUGGGUCGCGGGCCCGGAUCUGGCUGUGCAUUUUGUCGUUUUCCUUGGGAGGAUAUGGCUUUUCUUUUCGGUAUAUGGAUGGCUUUUCGUUCUGGUUUCUUCUCAGUUUGUACAUAUGGCGGCGACCGCCGGAGGAGAUACGACAAGGCGGUGGCUUUUGGGGUGAAACGGCGGUUGAAAAAAAAAAAGUGAAAGCAUGAAAAAAAUCCACAAAAAUUGUAAUUUUAGAAGAAUGUGCAUAUGUCUUUUGUCAAGAUUAUGAUUUGAAGGAAGUUGUGGCGGCUGCCGAAGACUGGUGAUCUCUAUUUUGGGGGAAGAUUAGCAAUUUUCAGAAGGAAGAGGUGGCCGAUGAAGCUGGCAAAAAACAAAAAGUAGAAGGAGAUAUUUCUGUACAGGCUGUGGGUGGCGGCGGGCGAAUACUAUUUCAGUUAUUUUACUUUUUAAUUUUUCACUAAAAAUAAAAACUGCGGUGGAAGAAUUCGUCUCUCUUAAUAUUUUUCCACUUUGUUAAUUGCUUAAUUAAUGUGUGGUUCAGUGUCAGACCUAGUCAGUAGCAUUAAGAUGAUGAUUAUCCAGACUUUGAAGUUAACGAUAUUGUUAGUGUUAUUGUAAGGGUAUAUUUUGUAAAGAGCCUGCUUUGCUUAUGGUGGGCUCGUUUUCCCCCUUCCCAAAUGCAGAAAGAUGAAUUUAUAUUUUUAUUGUUAACUAUUCUGUGUCUGGUUUUGUGGUAUGGUGGUUGGGGUAGAUAAUGCUUUGUAUUAAUAAUUAAUUAUGUGCUUAGUAUAUAGUAAACUGGUAUUAAGUAAAUGCGGUUAUGGUGG
Linum trigynum is the source of this 2068-nucleotide messenger RNA. The record is from the annotation of a GenBank genome assembly. NCBI's taxonomy places the organism in Eukaryota, Viridiplantae, Streptophyta, Magnoliopsida, Malpighiales, Linaceae.